Messenger RNA from Melopsittacus undulatus (budgerigar), 9194 nucleotides. RefSeq names its product protein phosphatase 1 regulatory subunit 12B (gene PPP1R12B). The transcript is spliced from 25 exons. Gene Ontology annotation, molecular function: phosphatase regulator activity; protein kinase binding; enzyme inhibitor activity. Gene Ontology annotation, cellular component: Z disc; A band; cytoplasm. The record is from RefSeq and is a predicted model, not a curated record. The coding region runs from base 68 to 3211 and encodes 1047 amino acids. Gene Ontology annotation, biological process: signal transduction. Lineage: Eukaryota; Metazoa; Chordata; Aves; Psittaciformes; Psittaculidae.
GGGGGCGCUGCGCCCCGCUCCCGGCUGAGGUGCGGUGCGGUCCCUGCGCCUCAGUGCGGCGGCGGCGAUGUCAGAGCCGGAGCACCUGGGGGGGAAGCGGGCCGAGUCAGCGCGGCUGCGGAGGGCCGAGCAGCUGCGGCGCUGGAAGGGCUCCCUGACCGAGCAGGAGCCCGUGGCGCCGGGGGGCGGCCGGGGCCGGCACCGCGGCGAUGGGGGGUCCCGCGUCCGCUUCGAGGAAGGCGCCGUGUUCCUGGCCGCCUGCUCCAGCGGGGACACCGAGGAGGUGAAGCGGCUGCUGGGCCGCGGCGCCCGCAUCAACACCACCAACGUGGACGGGCUGACAGCCCUGCACCAGGCCUGUAUAGAUGAGAACCUGGACAUGGUGAAGUUCCUUGUAGAAAAUGGAGCUGAUGUCAACCAGCAGGACAACGAGGGCUGGACCCCUCUUCAUGCCGUGGCAUCGUGUGGCUAUCUGAACAUAGCAGAAUUCUUAAUUAGUCAUGGAGCCAAUGUGGCAGCUGUGAACAGUGAAGGUGAGGUCCCAUCAGACAUCGCAGAGGAAGCAGCCAUGAAGGACCUGCUUCUGGAACAAGUAAAGAAACAAGGUGUAGACCUAGACCUGGCAAGAAAAGAAGAGGAGCAGCAGAUGCUGCAGGAUGCCCGACAGUGGCUGAACAGUGGGAGGAUUGAGGAUCCAAAGCAGCCUCGCACGGGUGCCACGGCUCUUCACGUCGCUGCAGCGAAGGGCUACUCUGAAGUCAUGAGGCUCUUGAUCCAGGCUGGGUUUAAUUUGAAUGUCCAGGACAGUGAUGGUUGGACGCCGCUCCAUGCUGCUGCGCACUGGGGAGUAAAGGAAGCUUGCUCCAUCCUGGCUGAGGCCCUGUGUGAUAUGGACAUCAGGAACAAGCUGGGCCAGACGCCGUUCGACGUGGCUGAUGAGGGACUGGUGGAGCAUUUAGAAAUGCUGCAGAAGAAACAGACUGUGUUGCGAAGUGAGAAGGAGACGAGGAAUAAGCUGAUUGAAGCUGACAUGAAUGGCAAGCCUCAAAGCACACUCUUCCCCAACAAGGAGAAGAUUCUGUAUGAGGAAGACACGCUGAAGUCCAUGGAGAUGGAGGAAGAGAACAAGGACUCUAGCAGUUCUAGUUCUGAAGAGGAGGAAGAAGCUGAAGAAGAUGAAGUUUCAGAAUCAGAUGCUGAAAAGGAAUCAGAAAGGAAGGAAGAGCCCUUUGCCAACCACUCCAGCCAUGAAACCAGGCCUAGCAUCACUGAGCAAAUACCACCACCUGAGCCCAACUCCUUCACUGCAUCUGCCAGAAGAUUCAGUUGGCUCAGCAAGGCCGAGGAGCAGAAGGACGAGUCGCCUUCGUCGUGGCGGCUGGGGCUGCGGAAGACGGGCAGUCACAACAUGCUGAGCGAAGUCACUGCUACUCGGGAGGCACAGAGAGAUAAAACUGCUUCUAUCUAUCGCUCCUCCUCAAGCCCUCGUAUCUCUGCACUGUUGGACAACAAGGAAAAGGAUAAAGACAACAAGAGCUAUUUUGCCACAAUAGCCCCCAGAAGACUAAGCAGUACAAGCGAUAUAGAAGAAAAAGAAAACAGGGAAUCAGCUGUUAACCUGGUGCGGAGCGGCUCCUACACCCAGCAGCCGUGGAGGGAUGAGUCAAAGGGAAAUGAAGCUCCUCAUUCUGGUGCACCUACUACCUACGUGUCUACCUACUUGAAAAGUGCUUCAUUUGGUAGAAGUAGUGACCUCAACAGUCCCUACAUUUCAGCCAGUCGCAAUACAUCUCUAGCUACCUCACCCACUACCACUGGUUCAUCUACCUCACUGGGCACCCCGUGGCAACCUGUCUCUUCCUGCCCCACAUCUCUCGGUGUGACCACUACUGCAUCAGCCCGCCAGUAUACCAGAGCCCCUUUCAGGCACCAAACUGAUUCUGCUGUAGAGAAACAUACAGAGGGCAUCUCUGCUAGCACCCCCCUAGGUGUAAUCACAAACCGCGCUGUACUGGGCUCUGCUAACAGCAUUGCGAAUGCCGGCGCUGCCUCACCUGCAGGGAAGGACUUCUCAGCUGAGGAAGCCAGGGAGCGCCGAAGGUCAUAUCUGACUCCGGUGCGGGAUGAGGAAGCAGAAUCCUUGAGGAAAGCACGAUCCAGGCAGGCCCGGCAGACCCGCAGGUCCACACAGGGUGUGACCCUGACGGACCUUCAGGAGGCUGAAAGAACCUUCAGCCGGUCCCGGGCAGAGCGGCAAGCGCAGGAGCAGCAGAGUGGGACAGCCGAGAGCACCGAGCCUGCUGAGGACAGCAGCGAGAGGCAGGAGACGCGCUCGUGGUGGAGCAGGAAUACGGAUGAGGAGACUGUCUACCGGCGAUUAAGGUGCCCAGUGCAACCAGACAAACCUACAACACCUCUGUCUCCUUCAACAUCAGCACCUCUCCUUUAUACAAGUUCAUACCUGACUCGAACAAAUAAGUAUCUAGGUCUUGACCCUGUGAACCCAGCAGACUUCAGAGGUGCAGCCACAGAGAUGGAGAAAAAUGAGUGUGAAGAUCAGGAUUUGGACGACAGAUCUCCGAACAAACAGUCGAUCCGGGAGAGGCGGCGGCCAAAGGAGAGGCGAAGAGGCACCGGCAUCAUCUUCUCAACAAAAGAUGAUGGUGAUGAAGUUGAUGGAAAUGAGGAAGUGAAGGAAACUCGGCAUGAAAGACUUUCCAGGUUGGAAGCAGCUACAAACCCAAGCAGCAGCGAGUCCUACAGCGACCGUGCCUCCAGCCGCUCCAGCGCCUAUAGCCGGAGGGAGAACCGGUUGGCUGCCCUCAGCAGCAGAGCAGAAGAGGAGAGUAACAGGGACUACAAAAGAUUAUAUGAAAGCGCCCUGUCCGAAAAUCAAAAGCUGAAGUCGAAACUGCAGGAAGCCCAGCUUGAGUUGGCCGACAUCAAAUCCAAGUUGGAGAAAGCAACCCAGCAGAAACAGGAGAAAACUUCGGAUCGGUCCAGCAUGCUGGAGAUGGAGAAAAGGGAGAAGCGAGCCCUGGAGCGGAAACUCUCGGAAAUGGAAGAGGAGAUGAAGAAUCUCCACCAGCUCAAACAGAUUCACACUCUGAGGCAGAUGAAUGAGCAACUGCUGGCUGAAAACAGGGCCCUGACCCGGGUCGUAGCCAGACUUUCUCUGCCUGCCAAGCCCUCCGAAUCAGAGGAGCUGUAGCUGCUUUCCCUCCGGCUCAUCUCGCCUCCCUCUUCCACUCUUCCAGGCAGGUCUCCACUCCUCUGGCCGGGCUGUUCCCCCUCUGCCUCAUUGCUCUCAAGGGUGGCUGAUGAAGCUUGUGGCUCCAAAGCAGCAUGUGGCAAAGGGUCCGAAAGCCAAAGGCCUGGGGUCGCUGGAGGCUCUGCUCAGUCUGACUUUCGCUCUGCUUGGCAGAUGAUGCUGACUGCACCAUUCCACUAACCCACCGCAUCUGGGGGUUGCUUUGGCCAUAUGGAGCCCAUCACCUGGGAGAGAAAUAGGAUGUGCUCCCUGCCUUGACACAAGGCUGUUGGGCUGGGUGGAUGGCGCUGGAAUGGCCACUAGAGAGUGAUGGAUCAGCUGCUGCCCUGGGGCUUAACGCUGGAAAAUGGCUUUGGGGUGGCUGGUCAGUGGGCAAACCAGCAGCCCCUUCCAUUGCCUGACCUUGGAAUGGGUAAAUUAUGCUGCCUGGCUGCUCAUGAUGCAGGUUUUUUGCAUUUGCCCUUAGUUCAGCAAGAAGAUGGCUUGCAGCAAGUAAAAUCAUCCAAAGUCAGGAUGAAUAAUGCAAUAACUUCUAGGGAUGCUAUGAGAAGCACACGGUUUUAGAUUGGUUUUAGACCUACAGCUGCUUUAGACCUCAGCAGGUUUUCUUGGUCCCUUGACAAAGAGAACGAGCUCCUUCUCUCAUUAUAAACAGAGGGGUUUGAGUGAGUUCACAGGCUGCAGCAUCCUCACUGCCUCCUGCGCUGUGGCUCUGAGGCAGUGAAGCACUGGGAGCUGCACCAGGUACACUUCCUUUUCCAUUUGCCUGCUUUAAAUGAAGUGCAGAGCAAUUAGUGUUUGAAAUCCAAGGAGAAGCCUUCCAUAAGCUUUGCCCUCACACAUCACCCACUUCAAUUACAUCUGUCCGUGCUACUUCAUUGGUUCAGUGCUAAAAUAAAGCUGUAAAUGGUUCUUUGUUAGGGCCGUACCUGCCUUUUGCAGGUUAGUGGGGAUAGUCAGCUCCCUUCAGACAGCAGCAGUGUGUUCUCAUGGGCUGGAAGUGGCACGAAGGUAGAGACAAAUCUAUUCUUAGCACACAAAUUAUAUCAGGGAUGAUUAAUGGUAGAAACAAACCAAGCAGGGGAAUUGUGGCUUCCCCUUCCCAGGAGUCCCAGUUCAAGACCAGGUUUGUGUCACGGGGGUGUUCGUGGCCUGAAUAGUGCAGAUGGUCAGAUGAAAUCAUCUCCCCAUCUUCCUGCUUUAAAUCUGUGACAGUGUUCCCAAAGCUGCCACUGACUCACCCCGCACCAGUGGUGAGUUCAGGUCAUUCCCCUUCCCAACGUGCUCUGAGAGCCGAGAGGGAAGAAUUGAGCAAAGCUCUUUCUGGACCCAGGAGAAGGAGCAUCUCAUGGGCUGUAAGCCAUGGAUCUCUCUUCUUCUCCUGGGAAAUGGCUACGUUACCACUUCCCCCUGCUAACACCUAUCUGCCUCAGGCCUGGGUGCACUCCCCAUUCCCAGCUUGGAAACUGUGCCCAGGUUUACAGUUCACUGGUGCUGGCUGAGCUGGAGAAGAGCCAUGUGUCUGCUGGCUUUCUGACACAGGGUGUUGGUGGUACCUGUAAACCUCAUCUCUCAGAGAGCUGGGCUUGUGCAGCCUGGCUGUGGGGAGCCCUUAGAGCAGCUCCCAGUGCCUAAAGGGACUACAGGAAACCUGGAGAGGGGCUUUGGACUGUUAGAGGAGGAAUUUGCUCCAGUGGGAGCUGGCGCCUGUGCUCAGUGGUGGUGACCAUGGAGAGGCUGCAGAUGUGAGGAGCAGGCAGAAGGUUAUGGUCAGAGCUUAGGGGAAAGGAGAAGGUUUAGUGGGGAUUUUGAAUUGGGAAUUCCUCCUUGGGUGAGAGGAGCCAUGGCUGAGCUCAGAGCACUGCUAUUCCUGACCCUGCUCUGCCCUGGCUUGUUCCAGCAGCUUGGGGCUGGUGGCACCCAUGGUGUGAGUUGCACACAGAAACAGGCAGCAUGGGGUCUCCUUCCAGUGCCACCCAUGGUCACCCACCUGCAGCAUGGGAAGCAGGAGGGGGUUUGCAAUGAGAAGUGCUGCAAAGGGCUCGUCAAAGCCAUUCUUGUGUUUCCAGUUCAGAGCACUUUGGUUUUGUCUGUGUUGUGACCCUUGGUUGAGCUCCACCUUUUACAACUGGGGGAUCUCCACUGUCAGUGUGUUCUACCAGUCCUCUGGCCAUGGCAUGCAUGUUUGCAUUGAACAUCAGUGGGAUCCCAAAGAGAUUGGGGUUUCUUCAAGGAAAUUUGGGGUUUAUUAGGAGGAGGGGUGAUGAUUUUAGACUAAAAGUGGGGUGAUUGAGGCUGGAUGUGAAGAAGUUGUUCUUUACAAUGCAGGUGCUAAAACACUGGCCCAGGUUGCCCUAGAGACAUUCAAGGGCAGGCUGGAUGUGGUUCUGAGCAGCCUGAUCAAAUUGAAGAUGUCCCUGAUGGGCUUUGAAGGUCCCAACCCAAACUAUGUGAUGAUUCUACAGACAUGUUGCAGGGUCCAGUCCUGUGUGGGGAUUUCAGGCCUUUGUUUUGGACAAGCCGGGUGAGGAGAUCCAGCUUCCUAGUUUCUGCUAAUCUGGGAAGAGGUUUGGGAUGAAACAACUCAGACAUGGCUCCUGUCCUCGCAGACUGGUCUGCUCUAAAUGCUGGGGCAUCGUGUCCCAUCACGCUCCAGGGCUCCCUGGCUCUCUGCUGUGCUCCAGUCUAAAUCCUUUGCUUGUGGAAAUCCUGGAGACCCUAUGGAGAAAUGACCAAGCUCAGCACCGGGUGCUGGGUGGAGGGGAUGUGACAUCCCCUCAGCUCAGCCCCGGGGUCCUUCCAGUUCUGCUGUGCUCUAAUCCCACUUUGUCUCUCUGCAGAUUUUGACAGAGCUGAAGUCAGACAACCAAAGGCUGAAGGACGAGAACGGAGCCCUCAUUCGUGUCAUCAGCAAGCUCUCCAAAUAGGAAUCCUGAGCACAGGCAGGAUGAAGAGGGGAGCCCUCACGAGCUGCCAACCCCACCACCGAGCCCUACCCCCCUUUCCUCCUGUCACGUACAGCAUUUCAGCCUGGGAUCAACCAGUCACCCCUGCCAUGCCCUGCCCUGUGCUGUACAUCCCUUUCCUGCCCCGAUUCCCAUCACAGCACCCCUCUGCCAUUUAAUUUAAGCAUGUUGUGGUGUCUCAGACAUUUUAUUCAAGGGAGAAGAGAAACGUGAGGAUUGGGUUUGAGCUGCUGAAACUUCUUCUUCCAAAGCCCAGUGUUAGGUGUUGGCAGCUCCUGCUUUACAAAAGUGAUGCCUAAAGAACUGGUCCAGCACAUCCAAGCCCUUUACAGGUGGGAAAUGUGACCAUGGGCUGGGACUCUGAGGAUGCGCAUCAGCCCACCCGAGAUGUGAGCCUCUGGUUGGAAUGUGAUGCUGUGAAAGCCACCAGAGCUGAUUUCUGACACAGGCUGACCACAGCUGCUUUGCACAGAGACUUCCUUCUCCUUUCACCCCAGGAGACUGAGUAUUUUAUUUAAUACAAGGUUUGGAACCUGUUCAGUGACAUCAGCGCUGGCUCUCGGCAUCCUUCACCCUGCCCUUGGUGUCACCUUUAUCCUUCCAGGGCUCUUGUCUCAGUAGCAUCUGCUGAUCACAUCCAGACUCUUGCUCCUCAGAACAGGAUGUAUCAGAUACUUGCCGAGCUUUCUGAAGGACAAGCUUGAGUCCCCAGAGAUCCUCUGCUGCUUUCACAUACAUAGAUGAGCGUGAAUCACCUUGCAGGGAGCUGUGCCCACACCAGACACCGGGCUCCCCAUCCUCACAGCUGUCUGGGACAUUGUCCUGCUGUCUUCAUGAAGGCACUGGUUGUAAAGAGAGGGGAUGCCGGAGUCCCGUUAUCUCUUGGUGAAGAAGCUUGAUGUAGAUGCUUUCAAGGCAGAGGAGGUGAAGCAAUGCUCACUUGUCCUCCCCCAUGGAAAGCUGUGGGUGCAUUGGUGUCAGAGGGACAAAGAGCUAUCCUUGGGCAUGCUGGUAACUAUCGCUAGGAUAGAAGUCUUUGAGUCUGUCAAAAGCUUUCAAUAAGCCUUGACCUUGAAGGAAACCUCAAAGAAACCCACCCUCUUUCAUGUUAUACGUACUCAGAACAAUUUGGAAUUGUUCUCUCUAUGGGCAUUUAGACAGUGGCUCCUCUAUGUGCUGUGUGAUUCUGAUGGUGGCAGCAGUAACCUGCCAUCAGAUCUGCUGAGCUUCCCCUUCACAGACUCCUCUCUUCCCUCUCAGAGCCUUCUCCCUGUAUCCAAACCAUUUUCCUUCUGUAUUUGUCCUGCCAUUUCCUUAACCCCUUGGCAUCCCCGCUCUGGCUGGCUGGGAUUUGCAGUCUCAGUCAUUGAACUUGGAGGUUACCAUGAAGUUCUACCCACAUCCUGGGCACCUCUGCUGUUGGCUCACUGCUCCCAUUGGGCUGGUGGGACUUUUCCACUAUGAGAGAGAUAGAUGAGAUACUUGAACACAUGCAUCAUUCUUGAGCUUGCUCUGCAGGGGAACAUUUAUCUCUGUCAGAUAAAGAGGACUUUAAAUGGGCUCUUUGGAACCUUUGGCUGGUUACUGCUUCAGGAAGCGUGUUCUUUUCCUCUCCCUUGGGGUGUUUUCUUCAUGUUUGUUUUAUCCUCCCUAAUUCUCUCCUUUUCCCCCUCCCCAUCCUGCCUCUUUCCACCUCUCUUGCUCCUGUUGGAGCUGCCGGUGUUGCCAGGGCAGCUCUGGCCAGAGCCUCCUCUCUGGCCACUCUUCAGCCAGGGGAGCUCUUUGAGCAUGAGGUGCUGUUCUUCCUGGUACACGGAGGCCCUUCCUCUGCUGCUGUGCUUCGGGGAGGAGGAGACCAAAGCUGGUGAUGGCAUCAGGGUUUCUGCAGAGCACUGCCUAAGCCAGGCAUCCUUUUUAUAUGACUUUCUUUUAACCCUGCUUAUUUAACAGCUUUAAGUCUCGAGGUCCGGGCAAUGCUUUCUCUGCACGCCGGCCCCACCUGGGGCUCUCUCUGUGUGAGUACUUCUGCGUUUCUUGAUGUUCCUUCUCUUGGUGACCCACUCCUCGCUUCAGACCUGGCCUCUAAAGAGGAGCCUGGUCCCUCCUGUGCCGUGUGCCCCGGCUCCUGCAUCCCACCAGGAUGAGGUUUCACACUGGAGAUCCUGGCAGUGUGAAGGAGCCUCAUGCCCGCUUCAGUGGGGAAGGUUCAACCCAACCUGACAGCCCCAUCCUGCACUGAUGGUUUGCCCCUUCCCACCCGGACGCCCGUUGUGUUUCAUCCUAAGGAACAGUGUGCAGAGGGGUGGGGAAGGCUCAAAUCCUCUGUGUGGCACCUUGCAAAGCCAAACCACUUUAGAUGAAGUCUGCUUAGCACUGGAUUAUCCCCUGAGCUCCUGAGUGGGGCAGAGGAGCCCUGCCGGGUCAGCCGAAGCUGUGAGCUGAGGACAAUGCGAUUGCAAACCCAGUCCUUGCGAAUGGAUUCCUUUGGUCUCUCUGGAGCCAGAACCAGUGCACUGAGGAGGUGAUGAGGAGGAGGACGCUUUGCCCUUGGACCCGGCGCAAGGCAAGCAGCUUUUAAAACGGAUCCCUAUGGAACCAGAGCGUUUCCCAGACGUGCUCUCCAUUGGAGAAGAAGCUUUUCCUCUAAGCAGUCGCUUGGGGUGGUUCAGUUGUCACGGCUGGGGGGGAAGCUGUUGUGGCUGCGACUUUGACGAUGGCUCUCUGUAAAUAAGCUCCUUGGAGAAGCAGGACUGGCUCACGAGAUGGGGAGAGAAUGUAUUUUUAUGCAACUUUUGAGUGGCCUUUCAAACCCUGAGAUGAAUGGUUUGUUUUACCGGUUGUUGUUAUAUAGUAUUCGAAGUAUUCUGUGUUUGAAAGUUUGGGAGUAAUAUUCACAUCUAUGAUGCUUGUAAACACAACAGUAUUUAUAAAUGAAUAAAAUGAGAGUUGAUAACAUA